AUGGCCGUGCCCUGGGAGGAAUAUUUCCGACUGGCCUUGCAAGAGAAAAUGCCCGAGAAGAUCCCAGAGCAAAACGUGGACCCCCUCCCACCGGUGCUGCGUCUCCUGGAGAAGAGGCAGGAGCUGGUGGAUGCCGACCGGGACCUGCAGGCCCAGAAGGAGGUGUUCCAGACCAUGAUGGCAGCCCGGAAACAGCGCUGGGAACAGUUGGAACAGAAGGAGCGGGAGCUAAAGGGGUCUUUUGUGCGCUUUGACAAGUUCUUGCAGGACACCGAGGCCCGGCGCGGCCGCGCGGUGCGGAGGGCGGCCGAGGAGCGGCUGCAGGCGAGCCGCCGGGAGGCCGAGGCGCUCCGGCUUCGGGCCCAGCUGGAGGAGCUGCGGCGGGAGCGCGCGCGGCUGCUGCGCCGGCUGGAGCGCCUGGAGCCCUGCGCGCGCCUGCUGGGCCAAGUGCUGGAGCAGCUGCCCGAGUUCCAGGAGGUCCCCGAGCUGGUGGCGCGCUUCGACGGCCUGGCCGAUAUGCAGGCGGCGCUGCGGCUCGCGGAGCGCCGGCGGCGGGCCGAGCUGGAGGAGGCGCGCGCGCGGCUGCAGCGGCUGCGGGACGCCGGGCAGGACGAGCUGCUGGGGCAGGGCCAGCGACGAGCGCAGCUGCUGGAGCGCCUGGAGGCUGCGAGGGAGCGCACGCUGCGCUGGGAAUCCAAGUGGAUUCAGAUCCAGAACACAGCGGCUGAGAAGACCCUUCUCCUGGGCCGCACCAGAAUGGCGGCGCUCAACCUGUUCCAGCUAGUGCGUCAGCACAAGAGGCAGCCCCCUGCCCUGGCCGUCGAGGACACCGAAGGGCAGCUGGAGCAGGUGAAGCUGUUCAUCCUGGACCUCUCCGCCAUGCUGGCCAAUCUUCGUCAGGCCGAGCCCACACCUGCCUCCCAGCCCUGA
Messenger RNA from Odobenus rosmarus divergens (Pacific walrus), 930 nucleotides. RefSeq names its product coiled-coil domain containing 42B (gene CFAP73). The coding region runs from base 1 to 930 and encodes 309 amino acids. Lineage: Eukaryota; Metazoa; Chordata; Mammalia; Carnivora; Odobenidae. The transcript has 7 exons. Gene Ontology annotation, biological process: spermatid development. The record is from RefSeq and is a predicted model, not a curated record.